AUGAACUUAAGAAAAUCCACUGUUGAGGAAGACCCGUUUAAAAAUAGCUUCAGUUCAAAAGACAGGAGUAAUUCAAGGAUAAAUGUCGAAGAAGCAAAGCCGAGAACGGCACCUGCUAACGCCCUCAAUUUGAGAAUCCACGCAGUGAGGAGCCAGUUGCAGAACUUGAGGUAUCAGGUGCAACGAGAGAAGAUGCUCCUCGAGGCAGAAAGGAAGAAUAUGCCCUGCGGUAAUUUUAAUAAGGACAAAGACGGACCGCCGUCGGAUUAUCCCUCCCCUUCAAACCAACCGCCACCCAAGGUCGACGUCGUGCAGGAACAUCCGGCUCUGUCGGCGCCGUCCAGGAGACACCUGGAAGACAUCGAGAAACAGUGUGAUCUGGAGCUGAACAAGCUGCAGAGUUACCUGCGCAACGUCGGCGAGCUGAAGACCCACUGGAAGCGUCUCAUGAUCAAGAAUCAGCUGGGGCAGUUCCAGUCCACUGAUGAGGUGAAUCAGGGCUUGGGGGAAUUUCGUGAACCCCACGUUGGGAGAUAUGAUUUAUGGUUUCUGGUAUUGGGGAACAAGAUCCAACCGAAAAUUGAUAUAGGGAGAACAGUAAAUGAAAGCGCGGACGGGAAUUUCGAAGUGACCUUAGCCACCAAGGCCACCAUCUACCACCAGGGCCUCGUUGAAUGGAAACCCCCCGCCAUAUACAAGAGCUCGUGCGAGAUCGAUGUCGAGUAUUUUCCCUUCGACGAGCAGACGUGCGUCCUCAAAUUUGGUAGUUGGACAUACGACGGUUUCAAGGUCGACCUCAGGCAUAUGGACGAGAAGGCCGGGAGCAACGUGGUGGACGUCGGCGUGGACCUCUCGGAGUUUUAUAUGUCGGUGGAGUGGGACAUCCUCGAAGUACCUGCAGUGAGAAACGAAAAAUUUUACACGUGCUGUGAUGAACCAUAUCUGGACAUUACCUUCAAUAUCACAAUGAGAAGGAAGACGCUCUUCUACACCGUGAACAUCAUCAUCCCCUGCAUGGGGAUAUCUUUCUUGACCGUCUUGACGUUCUACUUGCCCUCGGACAGUGGCGAAAAGGUGACUCUGUCGAUAUCAAUUCUAAUUAGCCUCCACGUUUUCUUCCUGUUGGUCGUCGAGAUUAUACCCCCCACCUCUUUGGUAGUUCCUCUGCUGGGAAAGUACCUUAUAUUCGCCAUGAUCUUGGUCUCGAUAAGGUAA
Molecule: messenger RNA, 1215 nt
Organism: Anoplophora glabripennis (Asian longhorned beetle)
Lineage: Eukaryota; Metazoa; Arthropoda; Insecta; Coleoptera; Cerambycidae
Product: acetylcholine receptor subunit alpha-like
Exons: 7
Coding region: 1-1215 (404 amino acids)
Biological process (GO): nervous system process; monoatomic ion transmembrane transport; regulation of membrane potential
Cellular component (GO): synapse; neuron projection; membrane
Molecular function (GO): neurotransmitter receptor activity; transmembrane signaling receptor activity; extracellular ligand-gated monoatomic ion channel activity
Source: RefSeq, a predicted model, not a curated record